Molecule: messenger RNA, 6420 nt
Organism: Amoebophrya sp. A25
Lineage: Eukaryota; Dinophyceae; Syndiniales; Amoebophryaceae
Source: the annotation of a GenBank genome assembly
AGUCCGGUGGUACGGGAGAAAGCACAUUGAUUCUGAAAAUAAAUUGUCUAAAAUUUCCCUAAACUUACCACCUCAUUUACCAUCCAUCAGCUUAGAAAAGCAAGAAUCGAUUCACAUGGUAGUAAAUGGCGCCACUGCGGCGCCCUGUGCCUAGCCUAGGGGGCGCCCAGAAGGAAGGCGUCUUCGUUCGAUAUUAACGAAACCCGAAGAUGUCGGUGCAGCCGAAUGCCUCGUCAUCCUCCUCUGCGGAGGCAGGAAAGCAGGCGCUCGCUCUGCUAAAGAAGGCGCAGACACCACAGGAUUAUCAGGUUCUCCGAAUUUGCUAUGCUUGCCCAGUGAUACUUCGGAUCUAGUAAGCACGUGAAAUUAAUGUUGUCGAGCCACUAUUUCUCCUAGGACGGCAGUUGGCCGAUAGUACCCAUUCCUCGUUACUGUUCUUGAUCCAUCAAGUUCAAGUUUUCAGCGAAGCAGGUAUGCGCAAAUCUGUUGACCGACGCGAUAGCUGGAAAUGCGAGCAAAUCUGGACAUUUUUUUGCGCGAGCAAAAUGUUUUCUUGCGUUGCACCAGUACCAGCGUGCGCUCUUCGACUUUUCAAUGGCCAUACGCCUGGAUACAUCUCUAGGCGGGAGCAGUACUAGUUUUGUUGUUCAUGAUUAUUGUUCUUGGCGAAUGCUUGUGCUAUUGCUAAAAACUAAAAGUUGAAAUCGAGAAUCACAUCGUCGAGGAGAAGAUAAUUGUGCUCCUCCUAGUAUUCCUAAUCCGCCCAAUCAAAACGCCAAUACCGCUGAACUGCCAAAUCUUUAUCGUCUUCCACCCACAACAGAUGUGGCAAAGCAUAUAGGCUAUCGAGGAUACUGUUAUCGAUCACUGGGGCGAUUACAGGAGGCAUUGAAGGACUACAACGAAGCGAUAAGAAUAGGGCAAGGCGAAAACGCCCAGUAUUACUACGAAAGAGCGCUGGUAGCAAAGUCAAAGUUUAACAGUAAAUUAUAGACUACGAUAAAAGAGCACUGGUGGUAGCAAGAACGUUAAUAUUUCGACUUCAUUGCUCGCAGCUGCUUUCGCUUUUACUGAAUCAGUGAUGAUUCAGAGUGCCGCUGCAUAGUACCGCGAUUCAUUGUCUUUGACAUGAAGUCUCCUCUUUUGAUUUACAAACGGGUUUUAUUUCGAUUGUCUUUGACAUGAAGUCUCCUCUUUUGAUUUACAAACGGGUUUUAUUUCGAUUGUGGUCUUUGACAUGAAGUCUCCUCUUUUGUCAGGUCUAUUACGACUUGGAGGAAUACGAGAAUUGUAUUAACGAUUUCACGCUUGCGCUCGAAAAAAAGCUGAACCCUCAGCAGAGUUACAACAGUCACUUCUACUUAUGGCACCAGGAGUUGUAGCGAGGAGUAGAAGGAAUUGUCUAGCGGGUAGAAGUCGCCAGGGAAAUAUAAUUAGGCAGAUUGCCGAGUAGAUUCGAAUCAUCACGCGAAGGAAUUGCCUACUUACAUUAUUGGGGUCGUUGUGACGAACUUUAACUAGAUAAUAAGCCUUGGAUUCUAGUAAUCUCUCUACUCUUAGAUACUCCUAAUCUCCAGAGGAAUUGCGCACAGGAAAAUAAACGAGUUGGAACGAUCGGUGGAAUCAUUGAAGGGAUGCCUCGAGAUCGAUGCGGCCAAGUGCGAUGGGCACAACCAUUUGGGCCUUUCAUACGCGCAGAUGGGAAACUAUGAAGCAGCAAAAAGCUCGUUCUUUAUGGGGCAUUAGAGCAUUAGAAAUCUCUUCUCGUUGUCGUUGUCUUUGGGUAACUUUAGAACUACGACUAGUACUACUGCCCGCUUUCCCGGCAUACUUCUAGUACGACAAGGACGACCACAAUCAAUACCGCCCUGCUUCCUCCUUCAUAGCAGCAGACGCACUAAAGGCGCACCAAGACAUACUCAAACAGUCAGGGCAGGAUGAAGCCGAAGCUGGGGAAGGAGACGGAGCCGAUCCAAAUAACGUCACCAGUUCAAAGUUUUUGAACAACAGGUAUGGAAGAUAAAUCUGGGACAGUAAUAUUAAUUUCUGCUGAUGUUGUUGAAGAUGAACAAUUUUCACGUCACUUCUGUUCUUCAUCAAGCAGACGAUAAUCCUAAGAACUCACACCAACUACUACUACAGGGGUCUUGCGUGCUACCAUUUGAGCCAGUACCAGGAGGCAGCAGAGGAUUUCACAAUGGCCAUAAAACACUACGGCAAGGACGCGGGUGUCUUCUUCAAUAGAGGUACUGUAGUCUGAUUUUUGGAUCAACUUCAUGAUCUUGAAGAAAUCAUGUAUCUGAAUCUCAGGAGUACAAUUAUCUUCUUUCUAGGACGUCUUCUUCACAGGUUCAUGCCAAUCUUCUGCUUCAACAUGUUGAAACUUUCUUCGCCACAACAACAAUUUUCGAUGAAAUUUUCACCACGAGGUAAUGCCUAUUAUUCGAUGAAACAUUAUGAAAAGGCCUUAGAGGAUUACGAAACAGCAAUAACGUAUGACGAGGACAACGCAGUGUACUAUCACCAUCAAGCGCUGGCAUUUCAGGGUCUACACUCUAUUCAGCAGGCUAUCGAUGCCUAUUUGCAGGUACUUCGUCAUUCCUCUUCCUGGGCUGGACUGGCUUUUAGUUUUAGAUCAAUUGUAUCGACGCUCACCCUACUAGUGGUUCUGACUACUUAAGCAAAAGAUUGAGGAUAGAAGUUACUAAGAAGUCUAACAACUCAUCACGCCCGUUGACAACAACAGGCCAUCGACCUGGAUCCUACGCAUUACCCAUCCAAAUUCCAUCUGGGUAUCAUGUACCAUGUGGAUGGGUCCUACUCUAAGGCGUUGGAGGUCUUUAGUGGCGACAUCCCGCACGAUCAAGCGUUGUAUGUUAUGGCUGGCCCUCUUCACCUUCGACAUCUGUUUUUUCGGCUCAUGUUACUACUAGUAGUACAAGAACUUCUAACUACUUACUACUACUAGGGGACGAGAGUGUAAUUGGGUUAUUUGAGCAGGUCGUGCAUGAAAUCGUUAAAAAUAGGUAAGAUCUAGUUAGUAUUGAAAGUAAUUUCUUUGUCACGUGCUCUAGCUUCUUCUAACCUUGAAAGGCGUGGAUUGGUUUUCCGGGAUAUGGGCAAAUACGACUUGGCUCUUUCGGACUUCACGUCUGCCAUAGAACUGGAGGAGCAUGGACGCUAUUACUACCACAGAGGCGUUGUGUACUACUUAGUUCCUUGUCGUUUUUAUUAGGCUGUGUCGACACUGAUGUUGUAGUAUUGAUAUUACUGGAUUUUUACCUCGAAGACUAAAUCAAAACAUACAAAUGAAUAAUUAUUACAAUGUCAUGCACUUGUACUGCUUAAUAACCCAACAUGAAGGCCACUUCCACUUUCACACUACAUCAACAGGCAUCUUCGAAUGUUGCAAGAGACAGAGGCUAUCAACGACUUCAACUUAGCUCUGCAACUUGGCGGAAAGUUAUGACAACUCAAGGAUCUUUACCUUCUGAUGUCUAGGUCAACUUCGACUCCGUCUUAUAUAUAAGAAGUUAGGUUCUUAGCAAGAAUAAGUAAGCUAAUUCUAAUCUUCGGCCCAAGCUUCUUGAAUUGCUGUGUCUACAACGACCGUGGUCUGGCCUACCGUGCCCUUGGUAAUUUGAGUCGAGCAAUAGCGGACCUAACGUUCGCCCUACAAGAACAAGAAGCCCUUUUUGCUAGCACUGAGGUGGACAAAACUCAGGUGAACGAGCUUGACUUCGCGCUACCGACAAAUCUUGUCACAACCGAAUACUACGCCAACCGCGCACAAUGCUUCGUGGAGCAAGGUGAUUAAUUUUAAUUGUUCCGAUACGAAUCUUUCGAGUAGGACUUCUAGAUUUAGAUGAAGAUAGGGAAACGGAAACUUUUGAAUACGAGUAGAAUACAUAGGGCAAGAGAAGCCAGUGAAAGUUAUAUAUUGUGUUCGAAUCUCCUGCUUCUACGUCGAGGACUAAAAUACAUCUCCCUCUCCAACUUUUUUCAAGAACAGGUCUAGCCUUUAAAUCAAACCAAAUACAUCUUCCUCUUGCUACUCACUUGUUUCAACAGUAGUUAUUUAACUUUUUCUCAAAACCACUAACCUCCACGACUUUUUCUCAUCAAAACUUGUUUCAACGAACAGGUCUAUACGCUCGUGCCGAGCAGGAUCUGACGAAAGCUCUCCAGGUGGACCCAAAGGAUCCACAGCUGCUGUACAAGCGUGGUAUUGCGAGAUAUGCCCAGGACUUCUUCCAGCUCGCCAUCGACGACCUCACUGCCUCGCUGGAACAAGGCGCCUACCCACAAAACCUCCAUGGCAUCUACUAUCAUCUCGGUGUCUCAUUUGCCAACCUGGGAAAGCACUUGUUCGCCGUGCCAGCCUUGGACGAGGUACUACUUACUACUUGGUGCGAUGUCCUCUGAGUCUUCUUCCUGUCCUUCUCUAUUUAUUUUUAUCCUUAUAAUAUAUAAAUAAAUUUACUUGUUCUUCUAUCAAUCGCGGAGAACUACUACAACUGCUUGUUUUAUGUUCCUCCAUUUUCCCAUUGCAUUUCCUGUUCCAUCUUUUCUUCGCAUCGUCAUCAUCAUCGCCACUAUCUUCUCGCUCUGUUUUCCCAUUGCGUUUCCUGUUCCAUCUUUUCUUCACAUCGUCAUCAUCAUCAUCAUCAUCAUCAUCAUCAUCAUUACCGUCUUGUUCUGUUUUCCCAUUGCAUUUCCUGUUCCAUCUUUUCUUCGCAUCGUCAUCAUCAUCACCACCAUCUUCUUCGCUCAGGCCAUCAAGCGUGUGAAGAUGGAAGAUUAUCCUCACUACGUCCACGAGCGUGCCAAGUCAGAACAAGUGAUUGGGGAACACGAGAAGGCACUCCGCGAUUUCUCGAAAGUGCUGGAAGCGCAGCCAAACAACGCGCGUGCUUAUUUUCGACGGUACUUCUACUUGAACUUGGUCGUGUUGGAGCUAUUCUUCUUGAUCGCUUAAGUAGGUUUCUGGGGACUAUGGGUCUAUGUAAUAGAACAUGUUGAUCAAGAAAAACGGAAAAACGAGACUUCAGAAGUACCUGAACGAAAAUCUGUACGUUCCUAUUCUUUCACCAAUGCGAUACAGGGGCUUCUCGUUCAAGGCUUUGCGUUUUUACGAGGAAGCUGCUGAAGACUUUGAGGCUGCGAAGGAGUGCGAACCUCAAGACACGCGCUUCGUCGUCAACUAUCGAAAGCUACACAACGUGCAAGCUAUCAACUUGGGACCGGCAGGGCACGAGGAUCCGAAGCCGAAAUACUAGGAGAUGAGAUCCGUCUACUACGUUUCAACGGAGACCAGCCAAUUGCUCACUCGCGUCUGCUGAUUCUCGUUUGAUCUGUGUGGUUGAGGUUUUCUUUGUAUCUUAUAAAACCAAAAGAUCAACAAGAUCUUGCACUACUAGAUCUAGUUCUACAUCGUUUUUAGAGUUAAUAUAUAUAUACACUGAGCAACGUCGUUUUAAGUUACUUUUUUGUUACGCUGAUUUGCCUAGAGUCACAAUACUAGAUAACCAUAUCGCUUGGAAUGGUUUAUUUGAAAAGUUGAAUCGCAGAACAAGCCCUUGUGCGGCGAUGAGCCCACGGGUAGAUGAAAUUAAUUUUGCCGGGCCUGGUGCUCGGCGUUGCGCUACUUUCUUAGAGCUGCUGUUGUAGUUUGCAGGCCUUGUGGUCUUUAUCAUUUCUUCCGACCACCUCUGUUUCGCAUGUUACCUUCGUGCUGUUUCGCAAUCAUGCAAGCGCAACUUCUCUUAAUUGAGAAUAUCACUUACACUUUGUACAGAAAAGUUUUGGAAAUACUUAGAUGAAUGCCUCAGUCACCUUGGAGAUGGAGACCGAGCUUAUAGUGAGUGUGAGGUCCGUUCGUUGUACCCUUGUCCUUCUAGUGGGGCUUUUCGUCGUGCGCGGUGAGUCUAUUUUGUAGGUGAGCAUAAGAAUGUACGUUGUUUCUUUAUUCCUUGGUUGUCUCGUCGUGCUAGUGCUAACUACGGUAAAUACUAGGUGGAUAUACUACGUUGUUGGAAAAAUAACGAUGUGCUAUAUUAUCUUGGUCCGAUUUAGAUUUUUCUAAUAUUGUCUUCGUCAGCUAAGAAAUAAGAAUGUACCAUGGAGGAAUUGAUACUGUUUUUGAUGUUUGUUGCUACUAGUUCCAAGUACUCCUACGACUGCCCUGGUCUAAACCGGUGGAAGGGAGGUGUUCCACCUACCCCAUACUUCAUACAAUCAUGCCCGGGCGCGGCAUCCCCAGCCUGUAGAAUUGCCACAGACAAAAGGAGCACGAAUAGUUGUACAGACAAAAGGGAUACUCUUACUCAUCAAUGAAUGAAGUCGUGCCCUGCCAUUUCUUUGGCUUGAGCUUAAAGACUUCAGCUAACGUCAGUGAGGGUGUUACUUCUUUGCGCCCAC